This is a messenger RNA of Conger conger (European conger), 4667 nucleotides long. RefSeq names its product leucine rich repeat and Ig domain containing 1a (gene lingo1a). Gene Ontology annotation, molecular function: protein binding. Bases 407 to 2254 code for a protein of 615 amino acids. Lineage: Eukaryota; Metazoa; Chordata; Actinopteri; Anguilliformes; Congridae. Gene Ontology annotation, cellular component: extracellular matrix. The transcript is spliced from 2 exons. The record is from RefSeq and is a predicted model, not a curated record.
AGAGAGAGAUUCGACCGCACAGUGCUGGGCGAACACCGCGCGGGGCAGGGGUGCGAAUGUGUGGGAGUGCUCUUCUUAUUGCCGUUCCCUGUGCAGUCGGGCGCAGGCAGGUACCAGGCAAGAAGGGAAGAUCUGCUCGAGUCGCAUAGGAUACCUCGGAGCAAGAAUCUGCAUUAUCCGAGCACAACGACGGCGGGACAGACUUAUUGGAGUAUCUGUUCACCUUAAGACACGGAGGACGUCGGAAUUCGACGGGGGAAAAUAUAGUCCUUUCUUGUAUCAGUCAUUCGAAGUGAUGGACUUGAGAUAGUGGAUCCCUUUUUCGUUUUUUGUCUUUUCGCGUUGGGAGUUGCCGAUGGGCGAGUUGCGUGAGGAUGCUCGUUAGUCGCUUUAGGUAACAGGUAGGAUGGUGGCAGGGGAGGCAAGUGGGCACAGCUACCUGGUGGCUUGCUGGCAGCCCAUCCUGAUACUGAUGCUGGGCACCGUGCUUUCGGGCUCGGCCACGGGCUGCCCAUCCCGCUGCGAGUGCAGUGCCCAGGAGCGCUCGGUCGUGUGCCACCGCAAGAAGCUGAUGGCCGUCCCCGAGGGCAUCCCCAGUGAGACCCGCCUCCUGGACCUCAGCAAGAACCGCAUCAAGACCAUCAACCCGGACGAGUUCGCCAACUACCCCCACCUGGAGGACCUGGAGCUGAACGAGAACACCAUCUCGGCCAUCGAGCCCGGGGCCUUCAACAACCUCUACGGCUUGCGGACAUUAGGGCUGCGCAGCAACAAGCUGAAGCUCAUCCAGCUGGGCGUGUUCACGGGUCUCAGCAACCUAACGCAGCUGGACAUCAGCGAGAAUAAGAUUGUCAUCCUUCUGGACUACAUGUUCCAGGACCUGUAUAACCUGCGGGCCCUGGAGGUGGGGGACAACGACCUGGUGUUCAUCUCCCACCGAGCCUUCCAUGGGCUCAGCAGCCUGGAGCAGCUCACGCUGGAGAAGUGCAACCUGACCUCCGUCCCAACCGAGGCCUUCACUCACCUCCACAGCCUGAUCUCCCUCAGGCUCCGUCACCUCAACAUCAAUGUCAUCAGGGACUACUCCUUCAAGAGGCUGUAUCGGCUCAAGGUGCUGGAGAUCGCAAACUGGCCCUACCUGGACACCAUGACCUCCAACUGCCUCUAUGGCCUCAACCUCACCUCCUUGACCAUCACUAAUGGCAACCUAACCAGCAUCCCCUAUAUAGCCCUCCGGCACCUUGUUUACCUUCGUUUUCUCAACCUUUCCUACAACCCCAUCCAGACUAUCGAGGGGAACAAGCUCCAUGACCUGCUGAGGCUGCAGGAGUUCCACUUGGUGGGAGGCAGGCUGGCCAACAUCGAGCCCUACUCGUUCCGCGGCCUCAACUACCUUAAGAUCCUCAACGUGUCCGGCAACUCGCUCAGCACCCUGGAGGAGUCGGCCUUCCACUCCGUGGGCAACCUGGAGACCCUGGCCCUGUAUGACAACCCGCUGGCCUGUGACUGCCGCCUGCUGUGGGUCUUCCGCCGCCGCUGGAGGCUCAACUUCAACCGGCAGCAGCCCACGUGUGCCUACCCGGAGUUUGUCCAGGGUAAGGAGUUUAAGGACUUUCCGGACGUCCUGCAGCCCAACUAUUUCACCUGCCGCAAGUCCAGGAUCCGCGACCGCAAGGCCCAGCAAAAGUUUGUGGACGAGGGCACCACCGUCCACUUUGUGUGCCAGGCGGACGGCGACCCGGCCCCCGUGAUCAUGUGGCUGUCCCCCCGGAAGCAGUUCAUCACCACCAAAACCAUCGGGCGCCUGACGGUGUUCCCGGAUGGCACCCUGGAGGUGAGGUAUGCUCAGAUCCAGGACAACGGAACGUACGCCUGCAUCGCCAGCAAUGCAGGGGGCAACGACACGUCGCUGGCUCACCUGCACGUGCACAGUUACUCCCCCGACUGGCCCCACCAGCCCAAUAAAACCUUUGCUUUCAUCUCCAACCAACCCAAUGACAACAUCACCAAUGGGACGCGUGCUACAGUCCCCUUCCCCUUUGACAUAAAGACCCUCAUCAUUGCCACCACCAUGGGGUUCAUAUCUUUCCUGGGGGUAGUUCUAUUCUGUCUUGUACUCCUGUUUCUGUGGAGCAGAGGGAAGGGUAACACCAAGCACAACAUUGAGAUCGAGUACGUACCCCGUAAGUCAGACGCUGGCAUGAGCAGCAGCGGGGCGGACGCCCCCCGGAAGUUCAACAUGAAAAUGAUCUGACGGGCCCCCGCCUCCCAGAAACAAGGGGACCUACAAAAAAGAAAAUCAUUUUCAGAAAAGAAUAAUAAAUGAAUAAGUGAAGUCAUCCCUUACAAAAGAGAAAAACCCUGGAUCCUAAGACAUUUUCUGUAGAGUAACUGAAUUUUCUUUCCCGACUUGAAAGAUGGGGAGGAGACAUUCUUUGCUUUCAUUAUAUGUUGAAUUUAAGGGAAAAAGAAUUAUAGCACAGCAGAGCCCCCUCCUAGAUGUUCAUUUCUGCUAGGCCUUCAGGGACCCCUUUCUUUUGAAAGCGAACUUUGUUGUAUGGGAUUCAGAUUCUGAUGGAGCUUUACAGGGGAGAAAGUUGAUUAAAAAAAGAAGUGAACCCUUCGAGAUGUUCUUUUCAUCCACCGGAAUACGAAAGGUGGAUCAUCUUUCUCCUUUGCUGUCUUUUCGCUUGUUUUUUUUUUUUUUCUCAUUUAUUUUUUCUAACAAUGGGAACAUGUUUUGUUUUGUGAAAGCAACAAGAUAGGUCAUACUAUGGGUUGGUGAGCACAUUGCAUUUUGCAGUUCCCCUGUAUUAUGUGCAGAAAAGGACAAAAAUGUUCAGGCUGCAAUAAACAACAGAACAAAAAUCCCAUGUUGUACAUACACUUAAUUUCAGUCACAGCUGGAAAAGCAAUGAAAGUAGGCAAUAUCAAACCAUUAAUAAACCAUUCUCAAUUCUCAGCCCCACAUGUCAGUGUUGUGAUGUGUAAAAAAAAAGUUUGUUCUGUAAUUUUAGCUUUAAAUCCGGCACUUUAUUUUCAGCCAAAGGGAACAAAGUGGAGCCCUUUGGGGCUCUGCUGAACCUUGUAAAAAUUAGAAAUGAUUUGAAAACAAAUGUUUGAAAUCAAUUAUCUGUAUUCUGUAUUAUUUACACCGCACAAAUGGACCCUUUUACCAGGAUUCAGAAAUCUUUGUCUUUUUAAUGCCUGCAGCGUCUUUAAGAAUAUUGAAGGGACCUGCAUUAAUGGAGAACAGUAAACAGAGCAUUCCACAGUUAACUGUUUUCAGUAACCAUAGCAGGAAGGCCAGAUUAAUCAAAAUGGAGUCACGCGCUCAACCGAGCGGAAUGGCAUAGCAUAUUUAGCGUGGAAUGUCACAUAUGCCUCAAUAUAAAUACUGAACAAAUCGGAUAACCUGCUCUCGGAUGGGAUUUUGUCGUUUUCAGGGAAAAGUAAAUCCCAGCCUGGCCAUAUUCUGCAUACAUCCACAGAUGUCUGCAGACGUCAAGGAUGCAUUUCUGUUUGAUAUGAGCAGAGCGUAGCCACCCUUUCCUCCGCCAUCACAUUUACAUUUCUGCUACGUGAUCUGAUUGGAUAGUGCCACAUCAAAAAGAGUUAGCUGGUUACCUUGCAGUACUUUUGAUUUGUGCAAGUUGAUUUCAGUGCUACAACUGAACUCCAGAAUGCUCGAUGUCCCUAAGAAGGUUUAAACGUGUGCCGAGUAAGACUGCAUUGAAACGUAAUACAGGGCCUCCAUAGAAGUUGCAAGGGCACACAUGAACACACACGCACAUGCGCAUACAUGCGCACGCACACACACACGACAAGAAUGUAAUGUGUUCAUUAACCCACUGCCAAUGGUGGUUCUCGAGUGGAAUUUUGGGAAGCAUAAAUCGCAAUGCGUUUUAUGGAUUAAGCAUUCUAUUUUUCUUUAUUGGCAUUUUUUCCUCGCCUCCUCUUUCGGCCAGCCAUAUCCAGGAUCCACAGACCCAGCUUUAGUUUACUGUUUGUGAUUCUCAAAAAAAUACAAAAGAUGUGAACAAAAAAAAAAAGAAAUAAAAACUGACCAACAAACAAUGGAUUUGGACGGACCGUGGUUGUACAUACAAAGCCCUUAUAUUUUACAGCAUACACACUGUGGACAGCUGGACCAUGCCGGUGGAGGUGAAGGGCUGAGUUAUUUACAAUGACUGAUGUUUGAAAUCACAAGUUAAAGGGUUUGCAAGUAUGGAAUAUGGAUUAAAGUGAUGGAAAGUGACACAGAUGGCUUGGCCAAUCGUGGACUACGUGGAGAGGAUUUAGAAUAAUCCUUUUAUUUUCCCCCCAGACCCAUCGGACAUACCAGUCUGCAUACUGCUCUAAUGUGCUGAUUAAAAAUGUUCUUUUUGUUAAACCUGUGGCUACUGUACCAAGCCCCGCUGUCCCAUUCAAUUCAGAUUAAUUGGAGUUUUUUUUUAAUGCUAAUCCAGGACUAUGUUGUAUAUGUAGUCCAAACCAACUUUUUAUUCAAAGAUAUUGAAAAGAAUCAACGACAAAAUACAUUCAAAUUGUUCUGUGCAAUAAAAGUAAUAUGCAGAUUUUUUUUUUAUUCAACACAAUUUUAUUGAUGUUAAAUUGUUGAAAAUAUGGUAUGUUGUAUUAAACAAUCUAUGGAUUUUUUAAAUGGU